AUGUCCGAUAUUCAACUCUACCUCUUGGAGGUGGACACGAACAAGGCGGCGGCGCAGCAGAUCGCGCAGCAGAGCGCGAACAAACUGGAGACGCGGCAGGUGAAACUGUCGGAUGUGAUUGCGAGCGUGGGAGCAUACAUCAACGACGAAGGCGAUGCAGUCAUGCGUGCGAAGUCGGUCGCCUACCUGGCAGACGUGCUGGAGAAAGUGCCACCCAGAGCGCUUGCCCUGCAGGAGCGACGGCUGCUGACGGGCUUUGUGCUUGGCCGUAUGGAAGGCGACGUGGAAGGCAGCGGGGCCUCCGCCAGAGCGCUGCUCGCUCUCGAGAAAUUGGGCAAGUGGGAUGCGGAAACGGCACAGAGGGCAAUGACCACCUUCGUGAGCCACACCCAUCCCCUCCGACAGUUCCCAUUGCAGACGGACCGAUAUGCCAUCCUCCAGCUCCUGGAUCUGCUCGUGGCCCGCUACCGCCCGCACAUGAAGCAGCUUCAUGAGCACGAUCCGGAAUGGUUGCGCGCGUUCAUCUCCUAUUUCGACGGCGAAAAGGACCCGCGAAACCUGAUGGUCAUCUUCUCGCUCGUGCGCGUGCCGAUGGCCGAGUGGGAGCUUGGCGGAUACGCACAGGACAUGUUCGACGCCGUCUUCAACUACUUUCCCAUCACAUUUCGGCCGCCGGAGCAUGAUCCAUACGGCAUCACGGCGCAGGAUCUGAAAGAUCGAUUGCGCGAUUGCAUAGCAGCCACCUCGGAUGUUGCGCCAUACGCCUUUCCAGCGUUACUGGACAAGCUGGAUUCGACAUCGAUCAACACCAAGAGGGAUGUCCUGGUGGCAAUUCAGGCAUGCGUCACCGGCUAUUCCACGAACACCAUUCAUCUGUACUCCGUGACUCUUUGGGAUGCGUUAAAGUUCGAAAUCAUCACCGUGCAAGACGAGCAUCUGGCAAAGGAGGCGCUCAAGGCGUUGGCACUCAUAGCACGGAAGUUCGCGAACGCCGACGCACCUCUCAAUGCCUAUCUUCGGCCAAUCAUCAAGGAGUGCAACGAGCACCUGGAAGAUGCGCCGACCAAGCAAUCGCAAGGUGCCGGCCGCAUACUGCUCGCCAUUGCCAAGACAGGCUCACUGGUGGCCGAUAAGAUCGCCAAAGGCAUCCUGCCUACAUUGUUCUCCCUAUACUCAAGUGCAAGCUCGAUCGCGAAAAGGAGAGGUCUCCUAGAGGUAUACAAUCAUCUCGUGGAUGCGUAUCUGGACAUCCAGAAUUCUGGUGGAGAGGUGCACCCGGAGUCUCUGCACACUUUUGUCGGUGAGGCAACUCAAGCUAUGCUCCACGCACUGGCAAAAGCACCUUCUGCCGAGGUCUCGUUCCGGCUCACAGCUUUGCAAGGCCUCAGCAAGCUUGUAAGGGCUCGCAAAGUGUUGUCUGAAGAGCAGACUGGGCUUGCAGUUGGUGCCAUCGUGGAUGUUGUGCUUCAUGAGCGCAUCGAAGGCCAUGGCGACAUCAAGGAUGAAGCGAUCAAGAGUCUCACAGAAAUUGCACGCUCUCUUCCUGACUCCAUACGAAGCCAAGCUGUGCCUGCGUUCAUGGUCCAGCUGCCGGACUUUGCUGAGGACCGAAAGACAUACGGGCCUGUGCUGGAGGCCUUCGCCCAGCUGAGUAGAGAACAACAAGUGUUUGACACGAUCGCGCUUCGAAUCAUGAACAAGCUGAAGGCCGCUAGAUAUCAGAAUGCACCCAAACACUACCAGAAAGAUCUUCUCCUGGCACUACUAUACUGUUUCACAAAUGGCGUACCGCUUCUGGAAGACGGAGUCUUGCGCAGCUCAUACUUUACCGAUUACGCCCAACCCUUGAUUCAGCAGGUCCGUGAAGCAUUGCCAUCGCAACGUGACGACAUGACAACAGACAUCAUCGGACGGAUCACGAACAUCAUUCUUCGACAACAGACACCUCACUUUCAAAGCACAGUCUACAACAAGAAUGUCGACUGGCUGUCGUCAGCAUCGACAGAUGGUGUUGGGAAAAGCACAGAUGAGCUCAGAGCAUUUGCGCCUUUCCUUUUGUAUUACUAUGCCGCCAUACGGCCAGAAAUCGCUGAAGCGAACGAUGUGCUUUCAUCGCUGCGAGCUCAAUCUACCUAUCUUCUUGGUUCAGAUACAGAUCCUAUCGGCUUCACAAUAGCUUUACGCCACGUGUCGCUUUUGGUCAACAAAUUCUUCGACCCAAAGGCUGUCGAUAAAGCGCUGGAAGAUGCCGGGCUUGAAGUAUCUGUCUUACUUAGUGGCGGCAAUUCCACGCACAAGCUUGAUGCGGCCUUCGCGGUGGUGAAAGCUCUUUUGAUUCAAGGUCGAUCCGGUGCCCUCACUUCGAAGUACUUGCAACUCCUUCUCCAAAACCUUGCAGUCACCGAUAGGUCAUUCGCGCGAAGGUUCGCGGGACUCUUGGCUCCGGAUGAUAUUCUGACCAAGGAGAACCACUGCACGGUGUCUGGCCUGUACAAGCAGAAGACUUUCGGUCACACGAUACCGGCUAUGAUCGAAAACGUAAAGACAGCUGAACCGUCAGUCAAGCCGAACUAUCUGAUAGCGAUGUCUGGAAUUCUGCGAUGGCUGCCAUACGCACUCAUGGAAUCGUCACUGCCUUCUCUGGCUCCCUCGCUCCUCCAGAGCUUGGAUCUCAAUGACGCGGCAGAUCAAGAAGUCAAGUAUUCGACUCUGACUAUAUUUGAAUCUCUUCUCAUGCAUGAUGCUCAAAUUGCGGAAGAGCACUCUGCGUCACUCAUUACGAGGUUACUGAACUCCACAUCCACGCCAGGAAACCAGGCCAAAGUCAGAGCGAAAGCACUCCAAUGCUUAUCAUUGGUGCCUCGCCAAUUGAAGCGGGAAGCCGUUGUGCCUUACCGAAGGCCGGUCGUGAAGAAGCUGCUGGGAUGCCUGGAUGACGGCAAACGAAGCGUGAGACACGAAGCGGUCAAGUGCAGGAGUGCAUGGCUUGCUCUUGACGAGGGUACCGAAGAAGAGGAAUAGUAAUGCCAAGAUGACAUUGUUACUAGAACGACAUAGACUACACUGCACUUCGGGAUCCGGUUCG
Molecule: messenger RNA, 3085 nt
Organism: Pseudocercospora fijiensis CIRAD86
Lineage: Eukaryota; Fungi; Ascomycota; Dothideomycetes; Mycosphaerellales; Mycosphaerellaceae
Exons: 1
Coding region: 1-3021 (1006 amino acids)
Biological process (GO): iron-sulfur cluster assembly
Cellular component (GO): cytosolic [4Fe-4S] assembly targeting complex
Source: RefSeq, a predicted model, not a curated record